AUGACUGAAGACAACUUGUGCUUAAUGAAAUCUUGGUGCGUUCUUGAACGAUUCAUGAUGUUUUCAUUAGACUGUUAUAUACUUUUAAUACUUCAUUUUCAUAUUUUAUUUAAAAGCUAUGAAAGUGCGGCCGCGUGUUACGAUUGCGCUGAAAGAUCUGGAGAUAGUGAAGGUUGCGCAAAUCAAUGCAGGAUUAAUGCAGAAUUGGCCGGCGUUACCGCAAGAUUGAUAUCCUUGAAAGCUCCUGAAGUGAAUGCUCUUAUGAAUCUUGUUAUUGAAUCUUCUCAAAAUUCUCAGCACAAAAAUGAUCAUUGCCAAGCUUGUGCUGCAGCUGCACGUAGCCUGGGUGAUAAUUUGCGAAAUCGUCAAGCGCGCACAGCUGCCUAA
Messenger RNA from Cetraspora pellucida, 387 nucleotides. Lineage: Eukaryota; Fungi; Glomeromycota; Glomeromycetes; Diversisporales; Gigasporaceae. The record is from the annotation of a GenBank genome assembly.